GUUUAACUGAAAACAUGGAUAUCAGACCAAAUCAUACAAUUUAUAUCAACAAUAUGAAUGACAAAAUUAAAAAAGAAGAAAUGAAGAGGUCUUUGUAUGCCCUAUUUUCUCAGUUUGGUCAUGUGGUAGAUAUUGUGGCUUUAAGGACCAUGAAGAGGAGGGGACAGGCUUUUGUUAUAUUUAAAGAACUUGGCUCAUCCACAAACGCUUUGAGACAGUUACAGGGAUUUCCAUUUUAUGGCAAACCAAUGCGAAUCCAAUACGCAAAAACAGAUUCCGAUAUAAUUUCUAAAAUGCGUGGAACUUUUGCUGACAAAGAGAAAAAGAAAGCAGAAACUGUGGAACAGGCUGCAGCAGCCACAAACAAAAAACCUGGUCAGGGAACACCAAAUUCAGCUACUACUCAAGGAAAUUCAACACCAAGUCCUCAGGUCCCUGAUUACCCUCCAAAUUAUAUUUUAUUCCUUAAUAAUUUACCAGAAGAAACUAAUGAGACGAUGUUAUCCAUGCUGUUUAAUCAGUUCCCUGGAUUUAAGGAAGUGAGCUUGGUACCUGGCAGGCAUGACAUCGCAUUUGUUGAGUUUGAAAACAACGGGCAAGCUGGUGCCGCUCGGGAUGCUUUGCAGGGAUUUAAGAUCACACCAUCCCACGCCAUGAAGAUCACUUAUGCCAAGAAAUAA
Elephantulus edwardii (Cape elephant shrew) is the source of this 680-nucleotide messenger RNA. RefSeq names its product U2 small nuclear ribonucleoprotein B''-like. Bases 15 to 680 code for a protein of 221 amino acids. NCBI's taxonomy places the organism in Eukaryota, Metazoa, Chordata, Mammalia, Macroscelidea, Macroscelididae. Gene Ontology annotation, biological process: mRNA splicing, via spliceosome. The transcript has a single exon. Gene Ontology annotation, cellular component: U1 snRNP. Gene Ontology annotation, molecular function: U1 snRNA binding. The record is from RefSeq and is a predicted model, not a curated record.